CGCCGGCCCAACUCGAACCUCCCACUUCCUUUUCUAUUUAAAUUCACAGUCGCUUAACGCUUCUUUCCAUUGCUGAUUUUCCGUGCUUACUUCGCUCCUCUUUUUUAUGGCUAGCGGAUUGGGGUUGGAAUGCCAAGUUUGCGGAUUUGUGGGGUUGGAUGAUGGUUCAGAUGGUUUCUUUUACUGCCAGCGUUGUGGUGCCCAAGCUGAGGGAAUUAGGGACACUGCUGUUGAUAAUGAUGAUAUGAUUUUGACCAAAGAUAAUGUAGCGGGUCUGGUUCAAAGGCGUGUACCCGCUGUUAAAAAUGAGCCACUCACGCAGUCCCAACCUGCUUCACAAUUUUGGGAAGAUUUAUGGACCCAAGUAGACGAUGUUAAAGUGGGUGAUGGUGUGGGUCCAACUGAGCCUUCUGAUUUCGGAAGAGGGCCUAGAACUUUGGAAUAUCAUGAUUAUUACUCGGAACUUAGGAUUAGGUAUGUGAUGGGUGUCCAAAUAAUGAUUCAAUUGCAGAUGAAGGCUUUAAUUGAAACGUUCAAAGUACAUCCCAUAAUUGUUGACCUGGUUCAGCCCAUUUGGAUGAGAUUUGUAGCAUCAACUAAAGUUUUUACUGAUGGAUGGGCUGAUCAGGCCAUUGCUGAAUCAGAAUCUCAAGUGCAAGGGGAAACAGAAAUUGUUGGGCCUAGGCCUAGACAUAAAAACGAACCACAUAAUUUACUUGGUAAACGGAAUGUAAUGAUAUGGUACCAAUCUGUGAGCAAGACAAUACCAUUAUGUUAUUCUCUGGUAUUUUCUUUUCUGGCGUGCCAUUUGGCAAGAGAGGCAGUCUUGCCGACAGAUAUUAUUAACUGGGCACUUGAAGGAAAGCUUCCGUAUUUUGCUGCUUUUGUUGAUAUAGAUAAACAAAUGGGACCCCCUACUAAUGCCUGCCCGCUAAAAUCAAGUCUUAUGUUCAGACCUAUACAAUCCAUAUCGACCCAGAAACUUGAGUCAUUGGCAGGCAUCAUUGCUCAUUCAAUAGGAUUGUUAUUACCUCCAGUCAACUUUUAUGCAAUUGCUUCCCGCUAUCUCAAUCAGUUAUCUCUUCCAGUUGAGACUAUCCUUCCUCAUGCAUGUAAAAUAUAUGAAUGGUCUAUGCCAGCCGAGCUGUGGAUAUCAGCUAAUGAUUCCAGGCUUCCUACUCGUGCUUAUGUAUUGUCUUUACUUAUAGUUUCAAUUAGAAUUCUUUACAAUAUACAUGGUUUUGGGAAGUGGGAAAUGUCUUUGUCUGGCACCUUGAAGAAUAAAGAUGGAAACAUUUCAAAAGGUACGGAUAUAGAUGUUGAUGAAGAAAAGGUCGAUGAAAAUAAUGUUGCUGAGAUGUCAGACACAAGCAGUAGCGAAUCAGAUAAUGACGAUUCAGCUGCAGACCCUUGUGAUAAGAAAGUUGCACCGAACUUGGAUGCUACAGAUAUUUUGCUUGUUCUUCAUUCGAAAUACAGUGAGCUCAUUCAUACAAGUGAUUAUUGCAAGGAUUUGGAAUCGUAUCUUAAGUAUUGUAAGGAUGUGGUUUUUGCUGGUACCGAACUGUCAUUUGAGGAUCAUGAAGAAGCUCAGAUAAUAGAAGAUCUAUGGAAUUUUUAUCAGAAGAAAGAGGAUUAUAAACCACCCGAGUGCUCCCCUAGCUCCAGUAGUCAACUCAUGAGAUCUCCAACUUGUGCUCAAACUGGAACAAAAGAGACCAAGAAACCUAAAAAUGACAAUGCCAAAAUCACCCUUGGCCCUAAGGAGUCCCAUAAAGAAAGAGCAAUCAGGCAAAUGAUAUCAAACAUGGAAGAGAAUCACUUCACUUAUAUCCCUCCAAGGACCAAAGUCAAAAGACAUGAUUACCUACACUACACAAGGAAAAAGGUGAACGGGGCCUAUGCACAUGCUGCGCAUGCAGAUUAUUACAUUCUGUUGCGUUCUUGUGCACGGGUGGCUCAACUUGAUGUGAGGAUUAUGCAUGCCGCUGUGCAGAAUUUCGAGAGGCGGCUUGCUUGGCUAGAGAAAAACAUCCAACACUGCUUACCUCGAAUGGUUUAUGCUGAACCCUGCCAAUUCUGCAAUGCUGAUGAUGAGCCAACACAUAGUGUUCCAGAUGAUGAAUAUGUGGAUUUUUCCAAGUUAAACUUGUAAUAUUGGUUCAAUUAGUUUGCACCUUAAUCAGUAUUGGAUUUUUGUGUUCGUCCAAUAUAUUAAGGUUUUUUUUGCCAAAUAUUCAAGGUUGGUUACGACUCCUUCCCUUC
Erigeron canadensis is the source of this 2265-nucleotide messenger RNA. Its product is annotated as TATA box-binding protein-associated factor RNA polymerase I subunit B-like. Bases 107 to 2155 code for a protein of 682 amino acids. Gene Ontology annotation, molecular function: RNA polymerase I core promoter sequence-specific DNA binding. Gene Ontology annotation, cellular component: RNA polymerase transcription factor SL1 complex; RNA polymerase I core factor complex. Gene Ontology annotation, biological process: RNA polymerase I preinitiation complex assembly; nucleolar large rRNA transcription by RNA polymerase I. The transcript is spliced from 5 exons. The record is from RefSeq and is a predicted model, not a curated record. NCBI's taxonomy places the organism in Eukaryota, Viridiplantae, Streptophyta, Magnoliopsida, Asterales, Asteraceae.